Molecule: messenger RNA, 375 nt
Organism: Laccaria bicolor S238N-H82
Lineage: Eukaryota; Fungi; Basidiomycota; Agaricomycetes; Agaricales; Hydnangiaceae
Exons: 2
Coding region: 1-375 (124 amino acids)
Source: RefSeq, a predicted model, not a curated record
AUGGUCAGCUUGGGGCCCCUUGGUUGGCUUGAGAGAAAAUGUCAACUAUUGAAUGUCAGCGUAUUCUCUCGCACACCCACAUUCACCCACUCCUCUCAAACCAACAGUCAAUGUUUACGCUGCGUCGAAGUUUUUGCAAAGGAAGGGCGGCUACUUGUAAGGGCAGAAGGGACGAAUGAGCGUAGGUUGGAUGAACCUAGUGAGAUGGCAGGUGUCAGCUGUGGGAUGGAGUUGCGAUCCUGGGUGGAGGUGGAGACGUUAGCCGCGGUGCUCCGACUCGACGACCAGAGAGCCUUUGCGCGAUAUAAGGGAGGUGUGCGAUCGAGGAGGGGAAGUGUGUGGAGACUCGUAGAGCUCGGUGUAAUGGGGUACUGA